This is a messenger RNA of Ogataea philodendri, 575 nucleotides long. RefSeq lists its product as uncharacterized. NCBI's taxonomy places the organism in Eukaryota, Fungi, Ascomycota, Pichiomycetes, Pichiales, Pichiaceae. The annotation marks the transcript as partial. Gene Ontology annotation, cellular component: extracellular region; cell surface. The record is from RefSeq and is a predicted model, not a curated record. The transcript has a single exon. Gene Ontology annotation, biological process: glucan catabolic process. Gene Ontology annotation, molecular function: glucan exo-1,3-beta-glucosidase activity.
AUUUUACGAAUAUCGUGAUCGACCACCAUAGAUACGAGGUUUUUGAUUUGGGGCAGCUAUCGCAGUCAGUGGAAGAGCAUAUUGCUUCUUUGAAGACUUACACAUCUGCUAUCACUAGUGAGAAGAUUCCUAAAUUGGUUGGUGAAUGGGCUGCUGCCAUCACAGAUUGUGCUUUUUGGCUCAAUGGUGUUGGUAGAGGAGCGAGAUAUAAUGGAACAUACCAAAGUUCUACAAACCUGGGUGAUUGUUCCUACGCGAACGAUUUUUCAGAAUGGACAGGAAAGAGAAAGACUGAGGUGAGAAAGCUGGUCGAGGCUCAACUAGACCUUUUCAACCAAACUAGUGGUUUUAUUUUUUGGUGCUACAAAACGGAAGAUGCGAUUGAAUGGGAUCUGGAGAAACUGGUUGAGUACGAUUUAUUUCCUCAACCCCUGACACACAGAAAAUAUGCUUCCGUUUUAUCGAGCGAUUCGAUAAUGACAGUGAGUUAUACCCCGAAACUGAUACCCCAAAUUGAAAUUAUUGUACUUUUACUAACCACCGUCGCAUUAGGAGUGGAACUGAUGAUUUUAUAA